GCUGAAUCAAAGUCUUACAUGAAUCAGAGUUUCUUCAAUCGUGGUAGCCAUAAUUGCCCUCUUUUCGUUCUUCAAAUCCCCAAAAAAACACCUCAAUUUGUAUUUUUUAGAAGUCUGAACCUUUGUUACUCGCUGUCUCUGCUUGUAUCUGUUGCUUUCUUUCAAAACAAUUUCGCUUUUUUUAAUUGUCAUGGUUUGGUUGAGUUUUUCUUCUCUCAUACGGUUCACUAUUUGACUUUCAGUUUUCCACUAAAGUUCCUUUCUUUCUCCAUCUGGGCAUAGAAAUUUUCAAUCUUUUUCCCUUUCCCCCUCUUGAGGCUGCACCUAUUUAUUGGAAAAGGGUGUCUUGUAUUGUCUGAUUUCUUGUACAUGGCCAGUGCAUCUGGGUCUUUUCAACCUUCAGUUCCCAGCCUCAGGCAGGUGAUUCAGCCUCCAGCAGGCUUUUCUCGAUCUGGGUUUUCCUUAUCUCAGCGAAAUUUUAAGAAGACAGUGUGCUUCAGUACCGUUAAGGGUGCACAGAAGCAUGUUUCUUCGUCUGAAUCUCGUCUUCCCAGGCUUGUCAGUAAAGGGUGCAAAUUAGUCGGAUGUGGCUCAGCAGUGCCAACCCUUUCAGUUUCCAAUGAUGAUCUUGCAAAAAUAGUUGAUACUUCUGAUGAAUGGAUCUCCAUUCGUACUGGAAUUCGCAAUCGACGGGUUCUUUCAGGAAAGGAUAGCUUAACAAGCCUAGCAGUUGAUGCGGCAAGGAAAGCUCUUGAGAUGGCAGAUGUUGAUCCUGACGAUCUUGACCUAGUGUUGAUGUGCACCUCUACUUCUGAAGAUCUGUUUGGUAGUGCUCCACAGGUCCAAAGAAAGCUUGGGUGCGGAAAAGCCCCUUUGGCUUAUGAUAUUAGAGCUGCAUGUAGUGGGUUUGUGUUGGGAUUGGUCUCAGCUGCUUGUCAUAUUCGUGGGGGUGGAUUUCAGAAUGUUUUAGUGAUUGGGGCUGAAGGUCUUUCUCGAUUUGUUGAUUGGACGGACAGAUCAUCCUGUAUUCUCUUUGGGGAUGCAGCUGGUGCAGUAGUGAUACAGGCCUGUGACAGCGAAGAGGAUGGUUUGCUUAGCUAUGACUUGCAUAGUGAUGGUGAGGGUGGAAGGCAUCUCAAUGCCACCAUGAAAGAAAAUAAAACAGAUGAUGAGUUGGAUUCUAAUGGUUCAGUGUUAGACUUCCCUCCUCGAAGGGCCUCUUAUUCUUACAUUCAGAUGAAUGGUAAAGAAGUUUUUCGCUUUGCUGUACGAUGUGUUCCACAAUCAAUCGAAUCUGCUUUAGAAAAGGCUGGUCUCACUACCUCCAGCAUUGAUUGGUUGCUGCUCCAUCAGGCAAACCAGAGGAUCAUUGAUGCAGUUGCAACACGGUUAGAAUUUCCUCCGGACCGGGUAAUAUCAAAUUUGGCAAACUAUGGAAACACAAGUGCUGCAUCCAUUCCUCUAGCACUGGACGAAGCAGUUAGAAGUGGAAAGGUGAAGUCAGGGCAUACUAUUGCAACUGCAGGUUUUGGUGCAGGUCUAACAUGGGGUUCUGCUAUUGUUAGAUGGGGAUGAAAACUUGCCUUUUCCAGCCAAUCAACCAUAAAAAAAGAGAGAACAGAAUUCGUUCCAACUGGGCGACGACUAGCUCGUGAAUUCUUGCUUUCUGUUCUCAAAUGUAAUGGAGAUGCAUAUAGGAAGGUUUCAGUUGAACAUCAAAUAAGCUUUUAUUCUUUCUCUUCAAGUCCUUUACUUUUACCGUUUCCAAAUCCGCUGUAUCACCACAAUGCGUGGCAUAUAAUAAACAUUUUCUUAACUUUAGAACGCCAGCAUUUUUUCAGUUUGAUAAACAAUUCUAAAUUCU
Rubroshorea leprosula is the source of this 1864-nucleotide messenger RNA. NCBI's taxonomy places the organism in Eukaryota, Viridiplantae, Streptophyta, Magnoliopsida, Malvales, Dipterocarpaceae. The record is from the annotation of a GenBank genome assembly.